AAAAAUCUUUAACACCUUUUUAAGAUUUUCAUAUAAGAUUUAAUCAGAAGAAAUUUCAUAAUAUCUAUAAGUAGAUCUUUUUUGAGAAGUUUUGUUCUAUAUGUGCUUUUUUUUUCGAAAUUUUUAAGAUAAUUUAAGCCUUUUAGAGAUAAAAAAAGAGAAAUAGAGACUUAAUAGAUAAAUUAAGGAAUCUCGAAUUGUAGGUGUAAAGUUUUUUUUGUCAGAAAAAAUGCUUUUUUUAAAAAAAAAGCAAUUAGAGAAAUCGCCAUCUUUAAAAUCUAAAGAGCCUUUGCUUGAAAUAAAGCCAUUACCAGAUAAAAAAGAUUUUUGGAAGCAAUCGUAUAGAAGUUAUGAAGAUAGUAUGAAAAUGUUGAUGUUUGAGUCGGAAGAAGAACCUUGGCAGCUUUCCCAAAAUUAUUAUUCAACAUAUGCUCCUAUAGAUACAAGAGGAUACAUAAUUUCAGAUCCAGAUAGAAGUAACCCAACAAGAAGUAGAACAGAACGACCUCUUCAAACAAUUAUGGGGUUUGAAGAAGCCAUUUAUAAAAAUAAAUUUGGUGACCAAAGAACUAACAGUAUUACUAGUCAAAGCAGUUAUAUUUAUCCAAUAAUGAAAUUUGAAUAUUCUGGAGCCAAUGCAUAUUUACCUACUUGUACUUCUGGAUCCUAUGAUGAAUCAUAUGAUAAAGAAACAGAAUAUGAGUAUUCCACUCCUAAUAAUUCAAGUAAUUUAUCUAGACAAUAUAAUAGUAAUAAAAUAUCUUCUCAAUAUCCAGAUAAUUCUGACGAAUUUUAUUCAAGCACAUCAAGCUCGAAUCAUACAUACGGCUGUGACAAUAACUCAGAAGGCAAUUAUCAUCCGAGUAUUAAAUAUAACCCAUCACCAUUAGAACGUUUGCCUGAAUAUCAAUCAAGCAGAUAUAAAAGCCUGUACGAGGAAUAUGAUCAAAAUCAAUAUGGAGAUUUUCGUUUGGCAAUAACAGAUAACCCAACGGAUAUCAAAACUUAUAGGUCUCCUAGUAAUGAAAUCCAAAGAUUCCGUUUAUCAAAAGCUAAUCCUAAGUCAAAUAAAUAAUAUUUAAAAUAUUUUUUAAAUCAGCA
Messenger RNA from Pneumocystis murina B123, 1101 nucleotides. RefSeq lists its product as hypothetical. NCBI's taxonomy places the organism in Eukaryota, Fungi, Ascomycota, Pneumocystomycetes, Pneumocystales, Pneumocystaceae. The record is from RefSeq and is a predicted model, not a curated record. The coding region runs from base 230 to 1075 and encodes 281 amino acids. The transcript is spliced from 5 exons.